Messenger RNA from Paramecium primaurelia, 622 nucleotides. The record is from the annotation of a GenBank genome assembly. NCBI's taxonomy places the organism in Eukaryota, Ciliophora, Oligohymenophorea, Peniculida, Parameciidae.
AUGUUCAAUAUAAAAUGCAGUUUGAUAAAUUCAAUUUUAUUAGACUAUCAAAUAUUCAUUAUCAAAUACAAGAUGUGUGAUACAAAAUUACCUAACUUUUUAGUAAAGUUGAAAUCAAUGCUUAAUGUAGUAUUAUUCAAUAAUUAUAGGAUUAAGUUAAUAGUCAUAUAAUUAGUUGGAAUGAAAAAGGAAGUAAAUUAAUUAUACAUGAAACUAAAUUAUUUAAGUAAAUAGUAUUACCAUAAUACUUUAAGUAACCUAAUUAUUCAAGUUUCUAAAAGUAUAUCUAAAAUAUAUAUAUUUAAGGUAAAUGAAUAAUUAUGGAUUUAAGAAUAUCAGAAUUUCAUCUAAUACUACAGAAUUUUAUAAUGAAAAUUGGACAAGUGAUUACAGAAAAAUUGAUAAAAUAAAGAGGAAAAGAAAGAUUGAAUUAGAAAUGGAUACAAAUACUUCUUUUCUAUCUCAAUUAAUGAUUUUGAAAUCUUGUUAAAUUUAAUUAAUGGAAAAUUUGUAAAAUAUUAAUUACAAAUAAACAAUCAUAAGUUAAAUCAUUUAUGAUUUACAUAUGAAAUCAUUAAAAUACUCAGAAUUAUUAUCAUAAUUUCUUGAUCUAUAAAUAUGA